AUGGAUCCCACAAAGCAGCGGCAGACUUUGUGGUCUGCCCUCCCCGAGCUGCUCGUCAGACAUGGAGAAAAAACCGGUCCAUCGAGGUCAUAUGAUUUGCUUUCGAAAGAUCAGAUUGCCGAGUGGAAAACUUUUGAAAACGAAGUACGAGAGGACACAAAAGCGAAAAACGGUAACCCGGAGCAAGCCUUGAUUAGUCCUCCUACUGUUGACUCCUAUGUCGUCGCGACUGAAGAUGGUAUCCAGGCCCGGUUUAUCGAGCAGAUUUGCUCAGAGAUUGGGAAGAUUUUCGAAGCCCAGGGGAUCUCAGUGAGGUUUGCUGAUAGGUCAACCGGUCAGCAUGCCAUCACUGGCCACAAUCCAGAUGUGAUUAUUCAAGGAACAUCCCAGGAUGGAAAAACCAAAGUCGCGGGCGAGAUCAAAACCCCAUGGACGACGACUCUGAUGUCGUUGGACUCAAAAGGCAUUAGGCGUGUUCUCGGUAGGUGGCAGGGCGAAGAGAUAAAUAGCCUGGACUCCAUGCUAAGAGAAUAA
Messenger RNA from Aspergillus melleus, 534 nucleotides. RefSeq lists its product as uncharacterized. The record is from RefSeq and is a predicted model, not a curated record. The coding region runs from base 1 to 534 and encodes 177 amino acids. NCBI's taxonomy places the organism in Eukaryota, Fungi, Ascomycota, Eurotiomycetes, Eurotiales, Aspergillaceae. The transcript has a single exon.